This is a messenger RNA of Jaculus jaculus (lesser Egyptian jerboa), 1847 nucleotides long. RefSeq names its product interaction protein for cytohesin exchange factors 1 (gene Ipcef1). NCBI's taxonomy places the organism in Eukaryota, Metazoa, Chordata, Mammalia, Rodentia, Dipodidae. The transcript has 12 exons. The record is from RefSeq and is a predicted model, not a curated record. Bases 169 to 1494 code for a protein of 441 amino acids.
GCCAGACGUGCCGGACAAUUCUGGGUGCAGAAGCCAGCACAGGGAGAGUCACCAAGAAGUCCCCAAAACUGAAUGAAAAAGCUGAGAUCUUGAGUGACUAUCAAUGACUCCAAAGCCCCUCAGACAGCUGGAGGAGACGCUCUUGCUCCUACUAGUCUGAUCUCCCACAUGGCUGCGGAAAGCAAUGCUCUUCAGGUUCCCUUGCGUCAGAAGCAGAGGAGGAAAACUCAAGGUAUUUUCACCAUGAGUCGGAGGAGGAUAUCAUGCAAAGACCUGGGGCACGCUGACUGCCAAGGGUGGCUGUAUAAGAAAAAGGAGAAAGGAACUUUCCUGAGCAAUAAAUGGAAAAAGUUCUGGGUGGUGCUGAAGGGGUCAUCGCUGUACUGGUACAGCAGUCAGAUGGCAGAGAAAGCUGAUGGGUUUGUCAACCUGCCCGAUUUCACGGUGGAAAGAGCAUCCGAAUGCAAGAAGAAACACGCAUUUAAGAUCAACCACACGCAGAUCAAGACUUUCUUCUUUGCAGCUGAGAAUUCACAGGAAAUGAGUGUGUGGUUGAAUAAACUUGGAUUAGCUGUAAUCCACCAGGAAUCCACUACCAAGGAUGAAGAAUGCUACAGCGAGAGUGAGCAGGAAGAUGCGGAAAUAGCUGCCGAGACACCACCCCCUCCUUACGCCUGUGCCACUUCCUCCACCCCUCCGGCUGCACGGCAGGCGUCUUCCUCCUCACCCAAGCUGAGCGAAACAUCGUGUUCUUUCUCUUCUCUGGAAAGCACAGUAAAGACGCACUGUGGCCUUUCUUCCUCACGAUCUAAAGAGAGACAGUCCUGGCUCGACAUGGUCCACAGCGCACCUGCUGCUGAAGGUGUGGGGCUCCCCCUGACACUGGCUGUGCAGGUACAUGCACCAGCGCCCUCUGAGACAAACGGUUGCGGGGCUGCGGAAGUCAGCUCGGGCACGCCAGAGAGUGGGUUUUUGAACUCGUUAUCUAGUGAAGACACUUCUUCACUGAGUAGCCAUCAAGACCAUCUGACUAUCCCGGACAGAGCUGUUGUCGGAUCAAAGAUGACGGAUAGAGAAGAAACAAAAGUGUCUGAACAUGAUGAAAUGGAGAAGCUCUACAAGUCAUUAGAGCAAGCCAGUCUCUCUCCUCUUGGGGACCGACGGCCUUCAACCAAAAAGGAACUGAGGAGAUCUUUUGUUAAGCGCUGCAAAAACCCAUCCAUAAAUGAGAAGCUUCACAAGAUCCGCACCUUGAAUAGCACGUUAAAGUGUAAAGAGCAUGACCUCGCUAUGAUCAACCAACUGCUGGAUGAUCCGAAGCUGACAGCCAGGAAGUACAGAGAGUGGAAGGUCAUGAAUGCCAUGCUGAUCCAGGACAUCCACCACCAGCAGCAGCAGCAGCAGCAGCAGCAGCUGGCCCCUCCAGCUCCUGACGGGUCCUCCCAGGAACUCAAGAAGCCCCUGUCUUCUGCGUGUGUCGAAAAUUCUGUCUGAGAAGAAGCCAGGACUCUUACACAUUACUGUGGCAUUCGACAGGAUGUUGCAAGACCUUACAUUUUUUUCCUGUAAAGGAAAAUUGAAAUUCAGUUCCUCAAGCACCAACCCCCAUCUAAAGAUGCAACCAAGGCAAAGACACCUAUUCCCAUAUGUCACCUUUGUCACGACUGGAAUGGUGGGGUUUGUCUGAGCAGACGUGUGUGUGUGUGUGUGUGUGUGUGUGUGUGUGUGUGUGUGUGUGUCUUCUACUGCGAGCUCACAGGAUGCAAGGUUCUAGGUGGAAUGUGAGAAAUGUAUCUUUCCUCCUUUGCUUUCAAGAUGGACAUACCUUCUCUUUUCAAGAGAUGUUA